This is a messenger RNA of Eublepharis macularius, 966 nucleotides long. It is a transcript of the gene CALHM4, whose product is annotated as calcium homeostasis modulator family member 4. NCBI's taxonomy places the organism in Eukaryota, Metazoa, Chordata, Lepidosauria, Squamata, Eublepharidae. The transcript has 2 exons. The coding region runs from base 1 to 966 and encodes 321 amino acids. Gene Ontology annotation, molecular function: monoatomic cation channel activity. The record is from RefSeq and is a predicted model, not a curated record.
AUGUCUCUUACUGGUGCAUUAACUUUCCUAAAAGGCAAAGAGGUAGUGGUUGUGAAUGCAAUAAUUGCCAUCCUGACUAUUGGUGGACAGCAACUCUUUUCUCUCUUUACUUUCUGCUGUCCCUGCCAGGUUAUGCAUAACCUUUACUAUGGGCUGGCUUUCCUAGGAGUGCCUGCUUUAAUCCUUCUGAUACUUGGCUAUGCUUUGAAUGACCAGACUUGGAGACUGGUUGCUGGAGAAAAGGUCUCAGCCGCUAGACACAGUACUCGUAACCACCUUCUGCAGUGCAAGCUUGUGUCUUUUGUCUUCUGCAGCAUCACAGGGAGAGCUCUGGUGGCUCCUGUAACGUGGCUUGCAGUAGCACUGUUGAAUGGAUCCUACUACAUAUGUGCAAUGAGUGAAUUUGCUUCAGUUGAUCGCUAUGGGAUCUUCAAAAACACAAGCUUUGCUGAGCGCAAGCAAAUCCUUGCUGCAUUUCCCUGUAAGCAGUUGGUUCCUUCACAUCUAAGAACAGUGAAAGAGGAAGUGAUCCUCCUGCUUCAGUAUCAGUCACAAGUUGUUGGCUGGCUUUUGAUAGCAGUUGUAGCCAUCACUGUCUUUGUGUCUUGUUGCCUGGCAAGAUGUCUUUCUCCACUCAGUCUCCUGCAUCUUCAGUACUGGAACAGAUACAUCCAUAAUGAGCAGAUGCUAUUUGAGCAAGCUGCCAACCAGCACUCCAAGAUCUAUGCCAAACACCACAUCAAGAAGUUUUUUGGCUUUUUUCCAGGGAGUGAAGAUGUGUCAGAAAUCCGCAUCCCUUCGUGUGCAGACUGGAAAUCCAUUUCUGGGCUGGACCUCUUAACAAUUGUGGACGAACAGCACUAUGAUUACAGUCUCCUUCAUGACUGGGCCGUAGAAGACUCGGUGGAUGGGAAAUAUCUGAAAAUUCUUGAUAAACCAAAUUCUGAUCUUGAAACAGAGUUUUGA